AGUGAGAGGUGGAGCUUCCGGAGCACUCUGCACUCUGCAGGCUCCUGGUUCCUGGCAGCAGCUGUGGAGGGACUGGGCUAGGUGGCCCGAGGGUGAAGUGAAAGGCGGAGCGGUGGCGGACAUGAAGGUGGAAGACACGGGCAUCGGCGACACGUCGGGCGGCGCUGAUGGCCAGAGUGUCUGCUGCUCUCCCGGCGGUGCAGACACAGUGGCACUUGCACACUGUGGAGCUCACCAGAUCGCACCAGUACCUCAAGCCUCCUGUUCCGGCAGAAACUCUAAGCCUUCCACCCAGAAGCUGGGAAUCCAACCUCACAGAUUCGUCCUCACGGUGCCUUUCCCGACCCCUUUGGAAGCAGAAAUUGCCUAUGGGUCCCUAGCUGCGGACACUGAACCGCACCAAACACUGGUGGGCAAGGAACUCAAAGUGAACGGCAGCAUCCUGGCGGUACACUGGACUUCUGAAGACUCUCGCCUCCUCCGAAUUUCCAUCAUCAACUUCCUUGACCAACUUUCCCUGGUAGUGAACACUAUACAACGCUUUGGGCCCCCAGUUUCCCGCUGAGCCUGGGCUGGGCAAAGGGGCUCAUUUGCUCCAAAAGUGUGUCUUUCCCUAGAGCAAAAUUCCUGAAGUGGUAGCUGCUACUAAAGUGUGGGGGCCUAGAUUGGCCCUCAGGUACUUAGGAUCCUUUUGCUUGGUCUGGUGUUUAAUGUUGCUGAAAAAAUAAAACUGUACUAAUCUGCAUAUAA
Molecule: messenger RNA, 750 nt
Organism: Nannospalax galili (Upper Galilee mountains blind mole rat)
Lineage: Eukaryota; Metazoa; Chordata; Mammalia; Rodentia; Spalacidae
Gene: Lage3
Product: L antigen family member 3
Exons: 3
Coding region: 122-565 (147 amino acids)
Cellular component (GO): EKC/KEOPS complex
Source: RefSeq, a predicted model, not a curated record